Messenger RNA from Saccostrea echinata, 3362 nucleotides. RefSeq names its product dihydropyrimidinase-like. Gene Ontology annotation, molecular function: dihydropyrimidinase activity. The record is from RefSeq and is a predicted model, not a curated record. Bases 151 to 2181 code for a protein of 676 amino acids. The transcript is spliced from 16 exons. Lineage: Eukaryota; Metazoa; Mollusca; Bivalvia; Ostreida; Ostreidae. Gene Ontology annotation, cellular component: cytoplasm; cytosol. Gene Ontology annotation, biological process: pyrimidine nucleobase catabolic process.
AGAUAAGUGAGUAGAAAAACACACAUGGAACGACUCCAUGUUUUGACUGCCUAGAAGAAUUGAAGCUUCAUACAAACGCCACAUUGAUCCGAAAUUACCUGACCAGUUUUGCUUUACUGGGACAAAGCUUCUUCCUUCAGUUUGGUUGACAUGGCGGACAAAAAGAAAGACAAGAAAGAAAAGUCACCGGAAGACGACUAUGAUUUCUUUGCUCCGCAUCCUCAUCCAACUAAAGUACGUGUCAAGCAAUCGUUCUUUGACCAUGUACCCGACGCAUAUGAAGGGAAGUCCAUAUCUUUCAAUGAAAGUCCCAAACGAACUCCAAAGAAAGUUGUGGAAGAGCCCAAAGAGGAAACUCCAAAAGCGGAGGAAACUCCUGCGGAAUCGCCAGACAAAACACCAGUGCAAGAAACAGUGGCCCCGCCUAUGAAAAUGGACGUUUUGGCAGCCGAUCCAUGGGAUACCAAAGACUCGAGUGCCCAGUCUCGACUGUUAAUUAAGGGAGGAAAAAUUAUUAAUGAUGACCAGUCUUUUGAUGCAGAUAUCUACAUAGAAGAUGGAAUUAUCAAACAAGUUGGAACAAACCUGGUUAUACCAGGUGGUGCUAGAACAAUCGAAGCCAGGGGAAAACUUGUUAUGCCAGGUGGUAUUGAUACCCACACACAUAUGCAGUUACCGUUCAUGGGAACACAUGCAGUGGAUGACUUCUAUAGUGGCACUAAAGCUGCUUUGGCAGGAGGAACCACCAUGAUCAUUGACUUUGUUCUCGAUCAGAAGGGAGUGUCACUGCUGGAGGCUUAUGAUAAAUGGAGAGGUUGGGCGGACGGAAAGGUCUGCUGUGAUUAUGGACUCCAUGUAGGAGUUACGUGGUGGAGCGAGCAGGUUUCCAAGGAAAUGGAAACUCUCUGCUCUGAGAAAGGAAUUAACUCAUUUAAAAUGUUUCUUGCUUACAAAGAUGUUUUUAUGUUGGAUGACACUGAACUCUAUGAGUCAUUUAAACGCUGUAAAGAGUUAGGGGCACUUGGUAUGGUGCAUGCAGAGAAUGGUCAUCUCAUUGCUGAGAAAUCAAAAGAGAUGGUAAAAAUGGGAAUCACAGGACCGGAAGGCCAUGAAAUGUGUCGCCCAGAGGAGGUGGAAGCCGAGGCCACUCAACGAGCCAUCACUAUAGCUAACCAGGCCAACUGUCCACUGUAUGUAGUCCAUGUCAUGAGUAAAUCCUCAGCAGAUGUAGUGUCCAAGGCGAGGAGAGAAGGUAAAAUUGUUUUUGGUGAGCCCAUAGCUGCUAGUCUGGGCACAGAUGGAAAUCAUUACUGGAACAAAUGCUGGAGACAUGCUGCCGGGCAUGUGAUGGGCCCCCCUCUCAGACCCGACUCCUCAACACCAGGCUAUUUAAUGGAUCUCUUAGCAAAUAAUGACUUACAAGUAACAGGGACAGAUAACUGUACAUUCAAUGCUGACCAGAAGGCCCUAGGUAAGGACGAUUUCCGUCAAAUCCCCAACGGAGUAAAUGGUGUGGAGGACAGGAUGUCCGUCAUCUGGGAGAAGGGUGUGCAUUCUGGAAAAAUGGAUCCAUGUAGAUUUGUAGCUGUAACUAGUACUAAUGCAGCCAAGAUAUUUAAUAUUUAUCCACAAAAGGGCCGUAUAGCAGUAGGAUCUGAUGCAGACAUUGUGAUCUGGGAUCCCAAGGAGACUAGGACUAUUUCUGCUAAAACUCAUCACCAGGCCGUAGACUUUAAUAUAUUUGAAGGAAUGGUUUGUCAUGGCGUCCCCUUGUAUGUCAUUACAAAUGGAAAUGUAGUAUUGGAUGAGGGGCAGCUGAAAGUAACCCAGGGAAUGGGGCGAUUUAUUCCCACUCCAUGCAAUUCAGAAGUGGUAUAUGGAAGAUUAGCUAAACGAGAACUGGCUAAUAUGCCACAGAAGGUUGAGAGAGACCCGUACACAGGUCCUGUGGCCAAGAUUACCAGCAAUGGUGAUGCCCCUGCAGUCAAGAGGGAGGAGAACCCCAUUGUUGCCGAUACAAGUCAGUUCCAGCACAGCAGACCCCCUACUAGAGGUGGUGGCAGAAACUUACAAGAUUCCUCUUUCGCUCUUAGUGGUGAGCAAUUUGAUGACAAGGCACCCCGUCGGGCUCAGAUCAGAACAUCCAAUCCCCCGGGAGGGAAAUCCUCUGGACUCUGGUGAGGCAACAGCCACCUAAUGGUUCGUGGGGCCACUUGGAAAUGUCUACAUAGGGAAAAAAAGCUUUUUGUUGUCGCUUGUGAAGAUAUUUAUACAACUGCUGAGAAAUGACCUAUCACCUAUGGUUUAAUAUGUGUAUUAUGAUUGUUUUUGUGUAAGGAGACAGUUCUAAGAGGGUCAGAUUUAUCAACAAGGCAUAAAUGGAUUAAAUCAGGGGUUGUAGUUAAAAAAAGGAGUGCCUUUCAUAAAUGGCAAAUUGUUGUCCCAGCCAGAAAUACAGGUGAUGUUUUUUUUUCUAACAUAAUGACAGUGUAUCUUUUAUUCCUGGAGAGAGAUCUGAGCAGUUGUUGUGCUAAAUAUCCCUGUGAUACUUGCCUGGAUGUCACAUUUCUCAUAUUUUAUACAUUUUCAAAAAAAGUUCUGACUUUAUAAUAUACCUUGGCUACAAUUAAAAUUGAUUAAUACUGUCUACUAAGUACAUGUAUUUACUUAGAUAUGUUGUGUGCUAUUGCCAUAAGUCUUUGAAGUUGAUUUUUUUUUUGGGGGGGGAUCACAAUCAGCUGAUCUCUUUUGAAAUCAACUUCUGUUGGAUGUUUUUCAGUUGCUAUUUUUUCCUGGUAUCCAGAAUACAUGUGAAAAAGAUCUGUUUGUUGAUUAAACUGUGUUCCUAUUCUACUGUAGAUAGAUCCCUUGUGGUGAUUAGUGGAUGGUUUAUAAUUUAUUCCAAUCCGUUCAGUUUAAAGGCAGCCUUUCUUUUUAUUCUCUAUUUACAUGUAUAUCCAUUCAAUAAUUCUGCUGAAAAGGAGGAUAACAAAUCAGUUUAUCAUGAUAUUUUCAGUGCUUUGUUUAUUAGUCUUUUAUUUAAUAGAUGAUUUUUAUUUGUUAAAUUUAAAUCUGGAAUCCUAGUCAGGAAAAAUUUCGACAAGUUCCGUGGAUGAAUGUAUAAAAUAAUUUCAAUAUAAUUUAGAGUUACUACAUGUAGGUAAAUUGCAUGUAAAUGAAGAGAGUGGAUAAUUUUUAACAGUAUUUUACAUUCAUCAAGGCUUUAUAACUACGUGUAUUUAUUUCCUCUCCGUGUCUGCAAGUUCCGUAUUAUGAUAGUUGUAGCACUGCCUCUAGUAUGACUUGAAUGUAUUUUGAAAUUAGCAUGCAAGACUAUUAAUAAACAGUGGAAAGCAAUUUUA